AUGAUGGUCAAGCUAGUGCAACAGCAGUUGUCGGCGAUGAAUAUCAUCAGCAAGGAAAACCACUUGAUCACUCUGGACCCUUACCUCGAUGAAGAUAAUCUUCUCCGAGUCCGGGAAAGACUACAGGCUAACUUGCCGGAGGACACCAAAAACCAAAUGGUCCUUCCGGCAAAUCAUCCGCUAACGAUCGCACUGAUCCGUUUGUACCAUGCAAAGUAUCUUUAUGCUGGACCACAACUGGUUACCACAGCUUUGAGGCAAAAGUUCUGGAUCGUUCGAGGCAAAAACAUCGUCAAGAAAAUCAUCCGACAGUGCACCAGAUGUUUCCGACGCAACCCCCUGGCGGUUGAGCAACCUGUAGGCGAACUUCCAAGGUGUCGCGUGCAGCUUAACUACCCAUUCUACAACACGGGCGUAGAUGUUGCCGGACCGGUAACAAUACUUCAACGAAACAAGAGGUCAACGGUAAACUACAAGGGCUACAUCGCUGUUUGUAUGGCGACUCGAGCUGUACAUUUGGAACUCGUCGGAGUUCUGACAUCCAAAGUUUUCAUUGCGGCCUUGCAAAGAUUCAUCAGUCGACGAGGUAAAUGUGGUCACAUUUUUUCAGAUAACGGUCGGAAUUUUACAGGUGCAAAGCGAAUCCUUGAGGAGCUUGGACAUCUCUUCCUGUCCGAGCUGCAUCAAACCUCCAUAGUUAACUUCUGCAGCAAGGAAGGAAUGGAAUGGCACUUCCAACCACCAUACGGUCCGAAUUUCGGUGGUAGCUGGGAAGCAGCCGUCAAAUCUACGAAGUCGCAUCUUCGUGUGGUGCUGGGCAACGUCACGAUGACCUACGAAGAGAUGUCAACCAUACUGGUGAGAAUUGAAGGCAUCCUUAACUCUCGCCCUCUGUGUCCUCAAUCAACAGAUCCGACCGACCUGAAUGUCAUCACUCCUGGGCAUUUUCUCAUCUUUCGUCCGAUGAACGACAUACCGGAACCAGACUUUUCGGUAACUAACACUCCACUGAUGAAGCGCUGA
This is a messenger RNA of Ochlerotatus camptorhynchus, 1023 nucleotides long. RefSeq lists its product as uncharacterized. The transcript has a single exon. The coding region runs from base 1 to 1023 and encodes 340 amino acids. The record is from RefSeq and is a predicted model, not a curated record. Lineage: Eukaryota; Metazoa; Arthropoda; Insecta; Diptera; Culicidae. Gene Ontology annotation, biological process: DNA integration. Gene Ontology annotation, molecular function: nucleic acid binding.